AUGGUGUUUGCUAAAGAAGAUGUUAAUUAUUCAUUAUAUCUGGUGACCGAUUCGACCAUGCUUCCACCCGGGACGACCUUGUGUUCUCAGGUAGAAGCUGGCUUGAAGAAUGGUGUGACGCUAGUUCAAAUCCGCGAGAAGGAUACUGAGACAGGGAGUUUCAUUGAGGAGGCUUUGGACGUUCAAAAGAUAUGUAAGAAAUACAAUGUUCCCUUAAUUAUCAAUGAUCGUAUAGAUGUUGCCAUGGCAAUUGAUGCCGAUGGUGUGCACGUAGGCCAGCAAGACAUGCCAAUCCCAAUGGUUAGAAAACUUUUAGGCCCUUCCAAGAUAAUUGGUUGGAGUGUCGGAAAGCCCUCUGAGGUAGAGACAUUGGCUAAAUGGGGGCCAGAUAUGGUAGAUUAUAUUGGUGUUGGUACUCUCUUCCCAACUUUGACAAAGAAAAACCCCAAGAAGUCCCCAAUGGGACCUCAAGGAGCAAUCGCUGUUUUGGAUGCCUUGGAGGAAUAUAAGGCUUCAUGGUGUAGAACUGUUGGCAUUGGUGGCCUUCACCCUGACAAUAUCCAACGUGUUAUUAGCCAAUGUGUUGCCACUAAUGGGAAGAGAUCAUUGGAUGGUAUCUCGCUGGUUAGUGAUAUCAUGGCUGCGCCUGAUGCUUGUGCGGCUACUGUAAGAUUGAGAGAGAUGAUAGACAGGACUAAGUACCAAUUCGUUGAUUGCGAAUUAAACGAAUCAUUUCCUACCGCAGUUUCUAUUAAAAAUGUCAUCUCUCAAGUCUCAAGCAACCGCCCACUGGUGCAGCACGUCACCAACAAGGUACAUCAAAACUUUGGUGCCAACGUCACUCUAGCUCUAGGCUCAUCUCCAAUUAUGUCUGAAAUCCAAAGCGAAGUAUCUGAAUUAGCAAGAAUUCCAAAUGCUUCUCUACUAUUAAACACUGGAUCAGUGGCUCCCAUAGAAAUGUUGAAGGCAGCAAUCAAUGCUUAUAAUGAAGUAAACAGACCUAUAACCUUUGAUCCAGUUGGAUACAGUGCCACUGAAACAAGACUCUGCUUAAAUAACACUCUGCUUACUUAUGGCCAGUUUGCCUGUAUUAAGGGAAAUAGCAGUGAAAUACUAUCCCUGGCCAAACUAAACAAUGAUAAAAUGAAAGGUGUUGACGCCGGCAGUGGGAAAAACGAUGAUGCAUUACUCGCACGCGCGACUCAAAUCGUGGCAUUCAAAUACAAGACUAUUGCUGUCUGCACUGGUGAACAUGAUUUUAUUGCUGAUGGUACUUUUGGGGGUGAAUGCAAGCUUUCUUCAGGUACAGCAGGGGUUACUGCUGAAGGUCUCCCAUGUGUAAUGAUUGAAAAUGGUUCGAUCCCCAUUAUGGGUGAUAUAACCGCAAGUGGAUGCUCACUUGGUUCUACCAUUGCUUCUUUCGUUGGUGGGUUAGAUCCUACCGGAAAUCUGUUUGAUGCAGUCGUCGGUGCUGUUCUAUUGUACAAGACAGCUGGUAAACUAGCUUCUACUCGUUGCCAAGGAAGUGGUUCGUUCCACGUUCAGUUGAUUGACGCAUUGUACCAAUUAUUCCACGAAAACAAACCAGAAAAAUGGUCUGCUUCUUUAAAGAAAUUCAAUUAA
Molecule: messenger RNA, 1623 nt
Organism: Saccharomyces eubayanus
Lineage: Eukaryota; Fungi; Ascomycota; Saccharomycetes; Saccharomycetales; Saccharomycetaceae
Gene: THI6
Product: bifunctional hydroxyethylthiazole kinase/thiamine-phosphate diphosphorylase
Exons: 1
Coding region: 1-1623 (540 amino acids)
Biological process (GO): thiamine biosynthetic process
Cellular component (GO): cytoplasm
Molecular function (GO): thiamine-phosphate diphosphorylase activity; hydroxyethylthiazole kinase activity; magnesium ion binding
Source: RefSeq, a predicted model, not a curated record